This is a messenger RNA of Paramecium sonneborni, 415 nucleotides long. NCBI's taxonomy places the organism in Eukaryota, Ciliophora, Oligohymenophorea, Peniculida, Parameciidae. The record is from the annotation of a GenBank genome assembly.
AUGGGAUGCUGUUAGGAUCGUAUUAAUGUGACUUUGAAUGCAAAUGAAAUAAAGCCCUAAAUAAAGGCACCCAUUAUCUUCCAUCCUUAUAAAGGUUAGAAAAUAGAACCAAUGAAAAUUUCAAUCAUUGGUGAUUUGGAUAAAAUGGAGAUUUUUGAUGACCCCUAAUUAGCCAUGCCCUCCAUAACAUAAAUUGAUUAAAAAUUGACAUCUAAAUUAUUCUUCUCUCGUGAAUUCAAGGAAACAAAAGAAUUGGUAACAAUUUUUUAUCUAUCGUUUUUAGAAAUCAACUCAAAUUUCUGAAACGGUUAUAAUUGAUAUGAGAUCAGGUUCUUACCUUUAAAGUCCUCUCAAACCACUUACAGAAAGAAGAUCGAGCAAAAAUUUAAAUUAAAAGUUUAUAGGGAUGCUUUGA